Molecule: messenger RNA, 5379 nt
Organism: Pogona vitticeps (central bearded dragon)
Lineage: Eukaryota; Metazoa; Chordata; Lepidosauria; Squamata; Agamidae
Gene: PPP1R3B
Product: protein phosphatase 1 regulatory subunit 3B
Biological process (GO): regulation of glycogen biosynthetic process
Cellular component (GO): protein phosphatase type 1 complex
Molecular function (GO): protein phosphatase 1 binding; glycogen binding
Source: RefSeq, a predicted model, not a curated record
CCUAGUUGACGUGGUGAUGUGAAAUGUCUUUCUUGAACUGUUUCAAGAGAUGCAAAUUCCUGAAAUGUCUCAAUCCGUGUGAGCUGCAGAGAGGCAUGUCUACUGUGGCUUCCCUUCCAGCAAAGUCAGUGCCGCCCUUUUAUCACUGCUCACCGUUCAACUUCCUGCUCCUUACUGUAUUACCGAAGGAAAGUUUCCAGUAUUGGGGGGUGUGGCAAACUUUGCUGCAACAGGAAGUCAGACAGAGGAAGGCUCCAUACAAGACGUGCUCCAUUCAGCUGCCUGAGCCAGUCUGUCCUUUAUUGUUUUAGUAGUACUGUACCAGUGGAUUGGGGUGCAAGCAGUUGCUCUGGUGAUAUUGGGAUAUCAACAGUUCAGAAUGCUGCAGACUAGAAUGUGGUUUCAACCCGGUAACCUCUGGUGUCCAGGAAUACUGGACUCUUUUCCGCAUAAGCCUACCAUGGCGGUGGAUGUAGCCAUGCAGCUGUACCUGCGGACUCCGCCUUUGCGAAGAGAGAAUUUUGCCUGCAAAAUAGCUCCAAAACCCAAGAAGCCUUUACGCCCUUGUAUCCAUCUGAAUAGCAGCUCUGAGCGGAAUGAACUGGGAACAGAAGUAAAAACGCUGCAGAGGAACAGGGAGAAAAAGCGGGUUUCCUUUGCAGACAGCCGAGGCUUCGCCCUGACCAUGGUGAAAGUGUUCUCAGAAUUUGACGACCCCCUGGACAUUCCGUUUAACAUCACAGAACUCAUAGACAGCAUUGUGGGCCUAACGGCUGUGGAAAGAGACGAUUUUGUCUUGGAUUUUGUACAACCGUCUUCCGAUUACUUGGAUUUCCGGAAUCGUCUGCAGGCCGAAUAUGUCUGCCUUGAGAAUUGCACGUUGAAAGAUAAAGCGAUCAUGGGCACAGUGAAAGUCAGGAAUCUGGCUUUUGAGAAGGCUGUGAAGAUCCGAAUGACAUUUGAUACCUGGAAAACCUUCACGGAUUACCCGUGCCAGUAUGUUAAAGACACUUACGCCGGUUCAGAUAAGGACACCUUCUCUUUUAACAUCAGCUUGCCGGAGAGAAUUCAGCCCCAUGAAAGACUAGAGUUUGCAGUGUGUUACGAAUGUGAUGGCAAGGCAUACUGGGACAGCAAUAAAGGCCUGAAUUACAGGAUUGUACGGUCUGAACUCAAAUCUGCUCAGGGGCUUCCUCAGCCUCACGGAGAAUCUGAUUUUGGGAUUGCCUUUGACCAGUUUGGGAGUCCACGGUGUUCCUACGGCCUGUUUCCUGAAUGGCCUAGCUAUUCAGGGUAUGAAAAACACGGACCUUAUUACUAAAGCAAAGACUUGGAUGUUUAGUUCUUUUUUUAAAAAGGGGGAGGGGUUGGAGUUUGCUGCCCUGUCAUCAUUGCCAAAGGAGGUCUGUGUUUAUAGUUACAGAAAACAACACAAAAAGACAUCUGAAACUCCUGAUUGCAGUACGUUCAAAAAGGGAUGGUUUCUCCCUCUCUCCUGCUUAUGAAUUUAAACAUCUAAAAGAAGAGAUGUUCUAAUCACCUUACAACAUCCACUUCACUUCAGUUUUAUUUAUAUGGUGUCACAGGUACAUUGCAGUAUUGUGAGCUCUUGCAGGGGGAAGCCUUUCUCUGUCUGAGCCUGUUGUAGUCAAACUUUGCGACACAUCUCUAAAAAGCUGUUACUCUGGACAAGGAACCAUCAUGGAUUGGCUUGGCCGCCUGCGCCCCGGGGGCUUUAGGUCCAGAAUCUCAUUGUCUGAUCUGUGAGAGACCAAGACAUGCAAAUGGGAGCGACAGUAAUUCUGACUCUCUUCCCUUCCAUUUUAGGAAAUGCCUUCAUUUGUGGGAAGAUACCAGGGUGCUUACUCACUGUUGUGCCUCUCGUUCUUUCCCCUCAGAUUAUAAUAUGUGUAAAUUUUUUUGCAGUUGCUGAGGCAAAAGAGUUCUUUUUUUAUAUGUAACCUUGGAGUUUCAAAGCAAGCAUGGGUGAGCAGAGGUGAGGGGCUGUUGAGACUACGAAUGUGUCCUGAUCGCAACGUUGGGUUGGGAGGCAGGGGUGUGAUUUUUUUUCUUCUUCUUUCUUUUCCCUUUUUUUUAAAUGCUCUAUUCUUCACGACCCCAUACUAGACAAAUAUAAUUUCCUUUUCUGCCUGGUGGGCAUAGUUUGUAUGGUGGGAGAACUUUUUAAAACUUAUUUUGUUGGGGCGGGAGUUUCAGUGAUUUUAUACAAUAGCUAUAAAGUGGAUGUUACUGACAAAUUGAAUAAAGCUUAUUGAGUCAUAUAACCAAUACCCAUUAGGUCCAGUUCCAUGGUUCCCACUUUAUUGCUCCCAUGAAGCAGUUGCAGGGGGCCUAUCUCAGUUGUGAUUUGCCUGUUACGAGUUGCCAGGUCCCACGUUUGAUCCCUAGCAACGCUCCAAAGAGGACCAGGAAAGGCCUCUGCCUGAAACCUGGAGAGCUGCUGCCAGUCAGAGUAGGAGGGACCGAUCAAAGCUAGAGGAUGCUGGGACUUGUAGUCUACAAUUUUACUUGUCCAAACCCUGCUUGAAAAGCCAAACAAUUCCCUCCCUUACCAAAGGUAGCUAGAGUUCCAUCAAUGUCAUUCUUUCCCUUUCUGAAUAAGGUUUUCUUCCGUUGUCCAUUAGCGUUUCAUGGUUCAUUGGGAACCCACCUUUCUAAUGGGAGCCGUUUGUUUAACACUAAAGAAAGCCAUUCAGACUUUCUGACUUGCACUGCCACGCCAGCAUGGUGCCAUGAAUGCCAUUUCUCUGGCUGCUUUCGUCCAUGACUUCCUCGACUCCCCAAAGUAUGUGAAGCAAAUUAAUGUGUGGGACAGCUGCCACUCCAGCGUGAGGCAAACGCUGCUGUCUGUGAACAUGGCCUUUGCUGCGUGAGGCGUCUUUUUCGGAUCAUUUACAAAAUAGAAAUUGUGACCCGGGAACAAACCUCAGAAAAGUUACUUUUUGGAUUGCAGCUACCAGGAUCUACCAGCAUGUGCUGGCAAGGAGGUUCUGAGAAUUGUAGUCCCUCACAAAAAGGAGUUUUUUCUAAGGCUUUUGCAAUUUGUUCCUCUUAUUUCUGAUUACAUCAGAUGAAAACCUUGAUUCAGAAGGCACAACCCAAGACUCCACAUAAGGCAGUGCAUUCUAGAUAAGCCACGGUGAGAAAACUUCCUUCCACAAAGAGUGUUUAUUGUGAGUUAAUGAAAAGCAAGGUCCUUAGAAUGGCGGCUUGUACUUAAAUCUGAGAAAGGCGCUCGGAGUGCCCCUAGUUGUUUCUUAGGGAAGUGCUGACAUUGCAGCACUAUCUCCAUCAAGUAGUGGGCCAUGCCAUUUCACUUGUGUAUUUAGUCUGCGUAUGCGGAACUGUAUUUCAUACAGCAACUAAACUGUCAAAAGACUGGCAUAUUGGGAAUUUAAAGAAGUAUCCUAUCAGAGUACAGAUCAGCAGCUGGAAGCCCCUAGGCAAAGUCAGACUACUUGAAUUACUAUUAUUUUUCCCUCCCUCUUCCAUACUAAUUGGAUUUUCUGAACACAGUUCCAGGGAGAAAGCAGUGGGGUGUCAAGUUGAUUUAGUCUUUCUUCUAUGGGAAAGUGAACUGGCUGAAUGUAGUGGUUUGUGCGGAUCCUGAUGGAGUAAGGGAAGAAACUUUCAUUCCUAACUGAAUUAAACAAUAUUCAUGAGCUAAUUUCUUGAUGUUAUGUGGCUCACCUUUUAGAGUUGUUAAAUAGAGAAAUAUGAAUGGGGAAAUAAAGCCAAUUAUAGUCCUACCUAGAGUAGCCGAUUGAAGUUACUUGGAGCUGUUAGAAUUAACACAGGUCCUGUUCAUUUCAUUUGAUCUAUUCCACGUAAGAAUAAUGUUGGAAUUUGUCAAGGACUAAUGGAAUCUUGUUGGAAUUAAGGCUACGGUCUCUGUGACACACAGACACAGACACACACACACACACACACACCAAUUUUCUAGGGUCUAAGUCCCAUAGAACACAAGAGGGAUUGCAUCCAAUUACAGUCCUAAAGGAUUUCACUCAAAGAGCAGAAAAAUACUUUUAAAAUAAAAGUUCAGAAUUGUCAUUGGGGAGACAGCAACUGGCAAUAUUGAACAUUUUUAUAUUUCUGUGUAUUUGGGGUAGUACAGCCCUAUUCACUAACCUUAAGUGUUUGGAGCCCACAUGUUUUGAGGGGAGUGUGAUAGCCCCAUCCCCCCAUAAUUGUUUUCUGAUGGUUACUUUAUCAGUGUAGUCUCUCUGUGUGAACCAUGAUUCAAAAAAAUCUGGUUCAUGUGAAGAGGCAACCCUCACCUCUUCAGACUGUUGACCUUCACGUGCUAAAAGCUAUAGUGGGGUGUCUAUGCCAAAGUGCUCCCCUCAGAACAUCUGGGCUCUAGACAAUUAGAAAUACACAUGAGGAGAUGUUACUUACCAGACAUGUGACAAAUUCUCACAUUUGUGAAAAAAAUUGUUGCACUUUACUCUUGAGUAAAAAGCGUCUAUGCACACACCUCACUCCCACAAAUAAAGUAUCUUGGGCUAUUCAAAAUAAAUAUCCCAGAGGUGGAACAAAAUGUUUUUAAAAUUGUUUGAUGGGAAAUUGAGUUACAAUUAGCCAAUAAUAUACGUUUGACUUCAGGCUACUUUAUCUAGGCCUGAAUCACAUACUAUACACCUCUAUAUAGGUUUUAUGUAAGGUUGGAUGUAAGUCUAAGACAUAAUCCCUCCUAUCCUGACUGCACCAAGAACUUCAAGUGGGAAACUGCUCAUAAAUUCAGAUCCUACACAUAAAAUACUCCUCUACACACUCUACAUGCCAUGUACAAGAACUGGAAUGUGGACUGAAAUAAUAUGGGUGCCACCUAGCAAAAUAGAUACAUAAAUCAGUUCAAUUCAAAUGUCAGGAUCCAAACUCUUUCCAUAAAUCUGUCUUCCUGAAGGCCUAAUGGCAAGCCCUAAUUGCUGCUUCAGGUGACUUCAAGAUAAUUGGUUAUAAUGAAAUUAUCUUAAAUUGAGCUGGGGGGGACAAUUAUAGUCAUUGUUGAAGGGGGGUGUAAGAGAGAAGCUGCUUGUGAGGAAAAGGUUGGAGAUUAUACUGUGAAAAGCAAACCCACAGCGGUUAUCCCAAAUGCACUUUCAUAUCUACGUGGCCUUCUCAACAAUUUUUAAAGCUAACUGCUUGGACUGUUGGGGUCUCUUCUGUCAGUAUGAAUGUGACUGAGGAAUGAUGUUCUCUUGCGUUCUCUGCUUUGGAGUGCCUUGCAUGUUUUUAAAUAUUUGUACACAACUGAAAAAUGCACUUUACCAUCAUAAUGGAUUUAUUUUCCGUACCAUUUUCUGAAAUGUCACCGUGGCUUUGGUUUUUAUCAAAUAAUAAAAUGUUACAAGGAGA